Messenger RNA from Lathyrus oleraceus (garden pea), 1303 nucleotides. RefSeq names its product transcription factor MYB10. Bases 153 to 1073 code for a protein of 306 amino acids. Lineage: Eukaryota; Viridiplantae; Streptophyta; Magnoliopsida; Fabales; Fabaceae. The transcript is spliced from 3 exons. The record is from RefSeq and is a predicted model, not a curated record.
GUGGAGUUUGUCUAGUUUUAUCUUCCAUAUUAGAUAAUGUGAUUUAGUUAAAAUAGGGUAAAUGAUUUUUAUUCAAACUAGGACUCUCUCUUAUAUAUUUCAACACACUAACACUAUUGUUCACGUAGUUAAAAAUCACAUUUACUCAAAUCAUGGCAUCUUCAUCUUUGCAACAAGAAAAAUGCAAUCAUGGUGAGGAUACUAGAAAGAUUGUGUUAAAAAAAGGAACAUGGUCAAAUGAAGAGGAUCAGUUAUUAAGAGAAUAUGUGACAAAAUAUGGAGUUGGAAAGUGGGAUUCUGUACGAAAGAAAACAAAGCUUGCUCGAGAUGGAAAAAGUUGUCGUUUAAGAUGGUUAAAUCAUCUAAAUCCGAUUUUAAAAAAGUGUCCGUUCAAUGAAGAAGAAGGGAGAAAACUUAUUCAUCUCUAUAAUGAGUUAGGACCCAAAUGGUCUCAAAUGAUUUCACAGUUUCCUGGAAGAACCGAUAACGAGUUAAAGAAUUUUAUUAAUUCCAAAAAAAGGAGUUUAAAAAAUUCUAGAAAGCACCUCAUUCCAGAAAGCAUAAACCAAGUUGAUGAGUUGAAUAACAGUGUUGGAGAAAUUAGUAACCAACAAAAUAAUGUCUCCCAAGAAGAAGAAAUGGUUCUACCAAGAAUGGAAUCUGAUCAUCAAGAAGAUACUCUACAUGGUAACUAUCUUCUUGAUCAAAUUUAUGAUGACAAAAAUAUCAACAACUGUCAACAAUUUUCAACGUUGGCUGAUGAUUCAAGUAUGCUAUGCAAUAAUGAGGAGAGUACUUGUUUCAACAAUCAUGUUGUCCCAACAUUGGAUGAUACGUUUCAAGAUUUGGAAGAUAUAGUUCCAUCAUUUUCAUCAAGUAAUAUGUUUUUUGAUCAAGAUCUUCCUCCAUACAAUCUAGACAUGGAUUAUCAACUUUCACAAGAAAUGUUUUCUGACCAAUAUCUUCAAAAUCCAUAUCUAUCAUCUAAUAUGUUUUUUGAUCAAGAUCUUCCUCCAAUUCCACAAUACUAUCCAUACAAUAUAUUAUCAACUUCCACAAGAAAUGCAUUCUGACCAAUAUCUUCAAAAUCCAAUUCUAUCAUAUGAGGAGCCUCAAUAUGAGAUCUUAGAACCUUGGUUGCUAUCUGAAUGUGUUCCUCUUUGGUGAACUUGAUUGAUGAAAAACAUGAGAUGAUGGUAGAACUUAUUACUCCACAUAGUAGAUAUUAUAUCUGAAUGUAUUUCAUACAAUGUAAAAGAUAUCUUAGACACAUUUAUAUAUGGAAAAAAAAUUCCAUCCUACG